AUGUGCAAAGCUAUGGGGAGAAUUUUCUUCUUCGGGUUCAUAGGUCUUGCCAUCUCAUGGGUUGCUCUCUACUAUCGAUACAGUGAUGAAAAGAAUACUCUAGCUCGGAAAUAUCGGCUAGACCCACCCCCAGGGCUUAUUGGAAACCUCUUCAUCAACGCGGAUCUAGAAAAAGCUACACAUAUCUUGGAUGGAAAAAUUUCAGGGCCUGAGUCAAUGGUGGUUGAUGAUGAUGCAAUCUACGCUUCUGUAUAUGAUGCUAAAAUUCUGAAAAUCGUCAACGGAAAAGUUGUGAGCAAAGUGGCCUAUUCAGAAAAAUCCAAAUUUUUCCCGGAUUGUGGUCAUUUCGAUACGGAGCCUGAAUGUGGCAGACCACUUGGAAUACGUCGUUUAGUUACAGGCAAACCUAAAUUUGUGGUCGCAGACGCAUAUCUUGGAGUGUUUAUUGUAGACUUUACCAAUGAACAAGAUCCAACUUCCACUCAAAUUCUUGAUUCUCGUGUCCCAAUCGACGGAUUCAAACCACGCUUCCUCAAUGAUCUAGAUGUAAUUUCUGAGGACGAGAUUGUCAUUACUGACAGCUCGAUUCGUCACGAUCGUCGUCAUUUCAUGCCAUUGAUUCUGGAGCAUCACGCGGAUGGACGUAUUCUACAUUUGAAAAUCUCCUCAAAAACUGUGAAGGUUCUCGCUGAUAAACUCUACUUUCCGAAUGGAAUCCAGCUCACUGAAGACAAACAAUCAGUUCUCUUCUCAGAGUGUAGUAUGGCAAGAAUCAAGAAACUGACGAUAGCAUCUGGAAAAAUCGAGAUGUUCUCUUCUAACUUGCCGGGACUUCCAGAUAAUAUCAGAAGUAGUGGACGAGGAACUUAUUGGGUCGGAUUAGCAGCAACUCGAUCUGCAACUCAUCCAUCCAUGUUGGAUCGGCUUGGAAGUCAUCCAGCAAUUCGUCAGUUCCUUGUUGAUAUAAUUCCUACUCAAUACUGGAAACCGCUUCUCAGCCUCUUUAAGUCUCCACAUUCCAUUAUUCUGGAACUGGAUUCAACCGGACAAAUCAUCAGAAGUCUUCACGAUGUUACUGGAAAAGUUGUAGGAGACGUGUCUCAAGUAAUAGAGCACAACGGAGAACUCUACAUAGGAAGCUUCGCGGAUGACUUCAUUGCUAAAUUGAAGUUAUGGCAACUUGUGAUGACUGGCAUGAAAAUCCGGAAUCUUCUGCUUCUGUUCACAUUUUAUUCAUUUCUCAAUGUCUCCCACGAAUCCGAUGCAAUUCCAUUAAAAUUACGCAAUGAGUUCCACACUCUUGCCACUUCCAGAUUGAAUUACCUCCUGAGCAAUCGUUCUGUGACCGAUUCAUACUUGACACUGUUGUUUAUUUUGAAAGACUGUCAAAAUGAAGUUCCUCUGACUUCGGAAAUAAGAACAUCCGAGAAACAGUUGGUUUUGAAAGAAGUGACGUGCGGAACAGCUGAUAUGAAGAAGUGGUGCAAAGAGAAGCCGGAACGGAUUGGUAUUCUGACGACGUUGGAUAGUGCAUCAAACAAAAAGGCGUUGGUUCGCUUUUUGUGUGAUAGUGAACAUCUAUCCGAUCAGAACCCACAACAACGAUUGAUGAGAAAAAUGACCAACUGUAUCGUUGUCCUUUUGAUUAUUGCAAUCGUCUUCAGCUGGAGUAUGAAAUGCACUCGGCCGAUUCCUCUUCACCCCUCCAACAUUCUCAAUUUAUCAAACAAGUCAAGCACAUAUCCAUCCGACAGCUUCGAAAACAUCACCCUCAACAGUACUCAAUCAAUGUCGAGAUCACGAAUUGCAAGUAGUAAUCGCUCAAUUUUUAGCAUUGCACCGAAGAAGUUUCGUAUAAUUGUUUGA
This is a messenger RNA of Caenorhabditis remanei, 1866 nucleotides long. RefSeq lists its product as uncharacterized. The coding region runs from base 1 to 1866 and encodes 621 amino acids. Lineage: Eukaryota; Metazoa; Nematoda; Chromadorea; Rhabditida; Rhabditidae. The record is from RefSeq and is a predicted model, not a curated record. The transcript has 10 exons. Gene Ontology annotation, biological process: biosynthetic process. Gene Ontology annotation, molecular function: strictosidine synthase activity.